GCCUACGGCCACAUUUAACCCAAGCUAAAAAGGAAAAGAAAUGUAAACAUACAUAUUUGUGUUAUCAAAGUUAAAAAUCCAUCGAAUCUCGCAAAUUAAACCAUUUCAAGCUAGCUUAUGUAUACAUUUAUUAUCUGUAACUCCAACUCUAGCUUUAUAAAAAGAUAAUAUGGCGUUAAAUGGGUUUUUAGAGUUUUUUCAAAAGGGCAAGACCUUUAGGCCAAAGAAGCCGUUUGCCUCGGGAACAAUUCGUUACUCUCUUCACAAACAGGCCCAGGCUAGUUUGCAAUCAGGGAUUAAUUUGCGUCAAGUGGUUCGACUUCCGCAAGGGGAGAAUCUAAACGACUGGUUGGCUGUGCAUGUUGUGGACUUUUUUAAUCGAAUCAAUCUCAUAUAUGGCACUGUUGCGGAGUAUUGUAAUGAAACGACUUGUCCCACAAUGUCUGGUGGCUCACGAUAUGAGUAUCUUUGGGCCGAUGGAGAUCUAUACAAAAAACCAACAGCUCUUUCAGCUCAGAAAUAUAUAGAGCAUUUAAUGGACUGGAUUGAAUCUCAAAUUAAUAACGAAGCAGUGUUUCCUUUAUCGACCGAUGUUCCUUUUCCUAAAAACUUUUCUGCAAUAAGUCGUAAGAUUUUAACCCGGCUUUUCCGUGUUUUUGUUCAUGUUUACAUACAUCACUUUGACAGGAUUGUCAGCAUCGGGGCUGAAGCCCAUGUUAAUGCUUGUUACAAACAUUUUUACUACUUCGUGCAAGAGUUUGAGAUGAUAUCGGCCAAGGAACUGGAGCCCCUGCAAGAAAUGACAUCUAGAAUAUGCAAAGACAAAGAUUAAAUAUAGUUCUGCGCUUAAAUGUGCUGUAAAUAUGUAUUAAACAAUAAAAAAUAAAACUGCUUAGUGUA
Molecule: messenger RNA, 900 nt
Organism: Drosophila bipectinata
Lineage: Eukaryota; Metazoa; Arthropoda; Insecta; Diptera; Drosophilidae
Gene: Mob3
Product: MOB kinase activator 3
Cellular component (GO): cytoplasm
Source: RefSeq, a predicted model, not a curated record